Molecule: messenger RNA, 3927 nt
Organism: Apis laboriosa (Himalayan honeybee)
Lineage: Eukaryota; Metazoa; Arthropoda; Insecta; Hymenoptera; Apidae
Gene: Unr
Product: cold shock domain-containing protein E1
Exons: 11
Coding region: 1052-3724 (890 amino acids)
Molecular function (GO): nucleic acid binding
Source: RefSeq, a predicted model, not a curated record
UUGUUUUUGCGACAAUAUUACCAGAUGGCUAUGAACCCAAAUUUUUAACUGUAGUCACUCUGUAGUUGCUCCUGUUUUGUAUGUGAAUACUGAAUGUUGACAUUCAACAUGGCGGCAUGUCGUCAGUGCUGUGCUGUGUCGUGCUUGUGUAAUUGUUAGUUUAGGACACUUUUGAAACCAAGGCUCACUGUAAAUUCCAUAAUUAAAUGCUGAAGAAAGAAACGCUAACAUAGAAAUAUUGGAACAACACAAUCACACUCAGCACGCAUUGAAGACAUCUGAGGAUUUCAAGUCAACAUUUAUCUUUUAAAUCUCCUAUGUUUUUUGAUUUACUCCUUUUAUAAAGGAUGACUGCUGUUUAAAAGGAACACAGUUAUUCUAGUGUACGCUAUAUUGAGUAAAUAUCAAACAGUUGUUAUAACACGUGCAUACGUAUGUGGAAAGUAUCAAUGGUCUAUGAUGUGCUAAGAAUUUUGUACUUGUAUUAAUUCAUAAAUCAACAUUAACUAUAUUGUUCAUUUGUAUAUUGUGUACACAAGCUUUGUGAGAAAGAGUUAGGUGAGCUAUAAAGUGACCGUGAUUGUGAUUGCGGCUGAGAUUGUGCUGCUCUUGACUAAUAAAACAUUUGUAUUUGUAUUUAAAGAGUGCCAAUUUUGCACAGAGUUGCCUGGGUACUCUUUUAUAAAUAAUUUAUGACAAACGUCAAAAUAUUUUCAAAUCCUUCCUUCCACUUCUUGGUCACAAAGAAGCCUGCAUUUCUGCAGCAUUUUUAAGAGCCUCUCUUCCUCUGUAUUAAGUUCUUGUAACAUUAUAAUAGUGAAUGAAGAUAUAAGGUACCAAGAACCAUUCUGUGAUAUCUAUGUUAACACUUAAAUAAUUGAAAAGACUAAAAAUUUCUAAAUAUAAGUAUAUAUAUAUAUAUAUAUAUAUAAAUAUAUAUAUAUUGUGGUGAAACAGAAGUGAACAUAAAAAAGAAAUUAAGUAAUUAUUUCAAGAAAAGAGGAAAACUUAUACGUAAAGAUUACAUUUAAAAUUGUGCAAAUUUGAGACAAUGUCCAACAAUCCUCAGUGGAAAACGUUCCAGCCGCCAAUCAUGAACUCUGACCCUGCAAUACUUGAUUACAAGUCUAUGACUAUACCAAGUCCUAAAGUUAUAACAGGAUCACAUCAACCAACAACUAAUAUCUACAGAAAUGGUACCAAUUAUAGUGGAGAUCAUUAUAUGAUGGAUUCACCUCCUGGAAAUGGAAAAAACACAAUACAAUAUGCUGGUUAUCCCAACACUAAGAUGUCACGUAAUGAAGUUACCAGAUUUCCUUUUGGAACAUUUACAGGAAUGGAAGGAAGCACUGGUUAUACAGAAGAGCCAACAACAAAUAACUCCACUUAUCAGGAUCAAUCUGAAAACCAAGGAACUCGAGAAACUGGAAUAAUUGAAAAAUUAUUGCAUUCAUAUGGAUUUAUACAAUGCUGUGAAAGACAAGCAAGGUUGUUCUUUCAUUUUAGCCAAUUUAGUGGUAACAUAGAACAUUUAAAAAUUGGAGAUCCUGUUGAAUUUGAAAUGACUUAUGAUCGUCGGACAGGCAAACCUAUUGCUAGUACUGUUAGUAAGAUUGCUCCAGAAGUGGUGCUAAGUGAAGAAAGAGUUACUGGAAAUGUAACAACAGAAUUGCAUACAAGUGGUGAUACACAAGGUCGUAUUAGUUAUGAAAAUCGUGGAGAAUGUUUUUUUCUGCCAUAUACAAAAGAUGAUGUUGAAGGAAAUGUUACUUUGCGUGCUGGUGAUAAAGUGUCAUUUCAAAUUGCUACUAAUCAACGAGGAAAUUUAGGUGCAUGUCAUGUAAGAUUGGAAAAUCCAGUACAUCCAGUUCGCUAUCGUGGAGUUGUAUGCUCAAUGAAAGAAAAUUUCGGCUUCAUUGAACGUGCUGACGUAGUAAAAGAGAUUUUCUUUCACUUUAGCGAAGCUAAGUCUAUGAAAGAAGAACUUAGACUGGGAGAUGAUGUAGAAUUUAUAAUACAAACUCGAAAUGGAAAAGAAGUAGCUUGUAAUAUUACUAAGCUACCACCUGGGUCAAUAGUCUUUGAAGAAGUUAGUAAUAAAAUAGUAACAGGACAAGUAUUGAAACCUCUGGAAAGGGGUACUGCAGCUCGUCAUCAAAAUGAUCCUUUACCUGGAAGAAUUCGGUAUAGAGAUACAGAACAUUCUUCAGAUACAGUUGAAAUUCCUUUUGGUGAUAAGGAUCAAAAAGGAGAUUUUACUCUUAGACAUGGGGACUGGGUCAAAUUUCGUAUUGCUACAGAUACUAGAGAUCAACUCAAAAGAGCUACUGAAAUAUUAUUAUUACCUGAAUCUUUUAAUGUAUCCGGUGAAAAACGAGAACAAGGCAUUAUAGCUGCACUAAAAGAUGGAUUUGGUUUUAUUCGUUGUGUAGAUCGAGAUACACGACUUUUCUUUCAUUUUAAUGAAGUUUUGGAUGUUGAUAGAGAAAUUAGUGUAGGGGAUGAAGUUGAAUUCACAGUAAUUCAAGAUCCUUCUUCCUCAUUUUCAAACAAUCGACAAAGUGCAAUUAGAUUAAAGCACUUACCGGCUGGUACAGUUCAAUUUGAAACAAUUAUAGAAAAAGAUUUAUUGGGUACUAUAAUUCAGAGUAUAAAUGGCGUUGUGCCUGGUCUAAUUGGAUACACAAAAGAAAAUCAACAAAAAAGUGUCAUUUUCUUUAGUAAAGAUUGUGAUCCUAAGAAUAUCCCAAGACUUGGUGAUAAGGUUCAAUUUAGUAUCUGUCAAGUAAAACGGAAUAAAGAACUUGUUGCUGUCGACAUAUCUCUAAUGAACUCUUCCGGUGAAAAAACUCAAAAUGGCAACAAAAAACUAAAUGGACAAAUUUGUCAAGGUUUUAUUGCUGCACUUAAAGAUGGAUUUGGUUUUAUUGAAACUGUAAAUCAUGAUAAAGAAAUAUUUUUUCACUUCAGUAAUUUUGAAGGGGAUGUUAAUGCUUUAGAAGUAGGAGCUGAUAUUGAAUGUACAAUCAGUUCUGGAAAUGGUAGAGGUAAUGGUGGUUGUGUAGCUGCGGAUUACGUUAAAUUGGUACCUCGUGGAAGUAUUCCUAGGCCAACACCAGUUAGUGAAGUGCUUGAUGGAACAGUUAUCAGACCUUUACGAAGUGCAAAUCCUGACCAGGCAGAGUAUGCUGGCUUAAUAAAAAUAAAUGCUACUAAUGAAGAUGAAGAUACUCCGGAAUAUGAAUUCAGAAUUAUGGGACUUGUCAAUAAACGUGAGCUGUUACAAGCUGGUGAUCCUGUACAAUUACAGGUGGAUUCAGCAGGUCAUGCUUGUAAUAUCGUAGCAGUUAGAAAAAAAAGAAGAGCAACAGUUGAUGCAGUAAAAGGCCCUUUUGGUUUUCUUGCAUAUGAAGUUGAUGAGGGUAAGAAAUUAUUUUUCCACAUGAGUGAAGUUCGAGAUCAUGCAAUACUUCAACCAGGAGAUCAGGUUGAAUUCGUUUUAAUUACGAAUCAGCGUACUGGUAAAUCAUCUGCAUGCAAUGUAACACGAUUAAGUGAUACUGUUCAACAACGACCCGAACGUUUAAUCAGUCGAUUGCGCACUACAUCUUUGGAAGAUACAGGUCCUAAAUUAACUAUAGUUAGACAACCAAGAGGGCCAGAUGGCACACGUGGAUUUAGUCAAGAAAGAUCACAGCAUACUCCUGGUGCUAUCCAAGAGUAAUGUUGUAUUGAAAGGAUUAUUGCUUAUCCAAAUUGUAAUCUACAUUACUUGUUUUUAGUCCAUACACUUCGGUACCGAGAUUAUUAUUAUUAUAAGCAUCGUAAACAUUUGCCAAAUUGAGACUAAUGUGACAACAAUAAUAACAUUGAUAAUCGAUUGGAUCAUGAUCUUGUUGAGAAAAAAAAUAUAAACUAAAAAAACAA